ACUCGCAAAGAUGACGCUUGCCGUCCAGGCCAUGCGGCUGGUGGUCUGCAUCGUGGCGUUUCCCAUGUUUCUGCUGAACCUUCUAGGCAUGUGGAGCUGGGUAUGCAAAAAGUGCUUUCCCUACUUCCUGAAGCGGUUCGCCAUGAUAUACAAUUGGAAGAUGGCGAGCCUAAAGCGGGAGCUCUUCAGCAAUCUGCAGGAGUUCGCCGGCCCCUCGGGGAAGCUAACUCUGCUGGAGGUGGGCUGCGGCACCGGGGCCAACUUCAAGUUCUAUCCCCCCGGGUGCAGGGUCACUUGUAUCGACCCCAACCCCAACUUUGAGAAGUUCUUGUUCAAGAGCGUCGCAGAGAACCGGCAGCUGCAGUUCGAGCGCUUCGUGGUGGCAGCCGGGGAGGACAUGCACCAGGUGACCGAUGGCUCUGUGGACGUGGUGGUCUGCACCCUGGUGCUGUGCUCGGUGAAGAACCAGGAGAAGAUUCUGCGCGAGGUGUGCCGAGUGCUGAAGCCGAGAGAAAUGUCUUCAGAUGAGUGGUCAGCAGCUGAGGAUGAAGGCCAGCUGUCCCGACUCCUCCGGAAAUCGAGAGACUCCCCCUUUGUCCCCGUGGGCAUGGCAGGCUUUGUGGCUGUGCUGUCCUACGGUCUUUACAAGCUAAAUUCCAGAAGAGAGCAGAAGAUGUCCCUUCAUCUCAUCCACGUGCGGGUUGCCGCCCAAGGAUGUGUGGUGGGAGCCGUGACUCUAGGUGUUCUCUACUCUAUGUAUAAGGACUAUAUCAGACCUCGGUUCUUCAAUGUACCCAAAAAGUAAAGCCAGAAGCUGGAAGCAAGGACGGCCGGCUCCUUCAGUGCUAGCAUCAGAAAAAGGAAUUCUCAUUGUGUUCUGAAUCAUGCUACAACGUGUAACUCACACAGAAUCCUCAUAGAAUCUGUAUCUCACGAUGCUAAGCGGUUGCUCUCUAAAUCCUCUCGGUUAGCUGAAAAUUACCCUGCUGCUGUCUUUUUCUGACUUAGGCCCCCUGGAGUUCCAGACUUUGUGCACACAGGCAGCAGCGGUUCCUGCACCAACAGGCUCUGACAGACUUCUAAACAGGUUCUUAGCAAAAAUGUGGCCCCCUUCCUUCACUCAGCAAGCAGUGCAGACCAAGUGUGUUUUCUUAGAAAAGGGAUCCAGAGGAGGCAAGGUGGCUCAGGAAUGAAGAUGCUUGCUGCCAAGCCUGGCCUCAGUGCGCACCUUGGAACCCAAAUAGUGGAAGAAGAGAAUGAAGCCGAGGUUAUCCUCUGAGCCCCACACGUGUGUGCAUCCACACAAGCAAGCAAAUGGCUGUAGAAAGGGGGUGGGACUGGCUCUUGCAGAGCACCAUGGCAGCUCACAACCCCUGCCCAGAGUAUGUAUACAGUGUGCAUGCCUACAUGUGGGUAAAUACUCACACACACCCAAAUAAAUAAAUCUUC
Molecule: messenger RNA, 1449 nt
Organism: Mus musculus (house mouse)
Lineage: Eukaryota; Metazoa; Chordata; Mammalia; Rodentia; Muridae
Gene: Methig1
Product: methyltransferase hypoxia inducible domain containing 1
Exons: 4
Coding region: 11-805 (264 amino acids)
Source: RefSeq, marked provisional